AUGAGGUGAACGGGAUUGGGAAUAUUCUGCAAUGUACGUGAAGAGGCGGCUCGAGUGAGAAAUGCGGACGGUGUUUCGGUGACCCCUUUCAGCGGCCGGGAAACCCACGGGGUAUUAACGUGGUAAGAGAGAUGGACUCGUUGAAGUGUCUAAUGAGCGCCGCUCCUCAUCAACCACCUCUCCUGGCUGCUUCUUCGAGAUCACAGAAUCCAUUUGUCCAAGCUAAACUCUGUUCGGUAGUCGGCACCAAAGGCCGUCAUCUGAGAAUCAGUUUUUGUCUCACCGGCGAUACCAUGGAUGUCAUUAAACAGUGUCUCGUCUACUUCAAAGCUUCCUCGUUGGUGGGAGGCGAGUUCGACAUCGAAUUAAACUUCGUAAUUCCAGAUCCACAAAACAUCAGACAUAUGCUGGAAUUGUUAGAUCAUUGCACGCCAAAUCUACAGGCUGAAAUAUGGAGCGUCUUCAUAGCCAUUUUGAGAAAAAGUGUUCGCAAUUUACAAGCAUGUACAGACGUCAAUCUUAUCGAACUCGUUUUGCAUCGAUUGUCACGAGCAGAAACUGUCGUCGCAGAUUUAAUGAUCGACAUGCUGGGAGUUUUGGCGAAUUACAGCAUAACGGUGAAAGAACUGAAGCUCCUUUUUGGCGCAAUGAAAGCAGUCAAAGGAAAGUGGCCACGACAUUCGGCGAAAUUAUUGAAUGUCCUUCGACAAAUGCCCCAGAGGAAUGGACCUGACGUUUUUUUCAGUUUUCCAGGCAGACAAGGAUCGGCGAUCGUUCUACCACCACUCGCAAAAUGGCCGUAUGAAAGCGGAUUUACUUUUACGACAUGGUUCAGAUUGGACCCCAUCAACUCUGUUAAUAUUGAACGAGAAAAGCCAUAUCUAUACUGUUUCAAGACGAGCAAGGGAAUCGGCUAUUCUGCACAUUUUGUUGGCAAUUGCCUCGUUUUGACGUCUAUGAAAAUGAAGGGCAAGGGACUGCAACACUGCGUGAAAUAUGAAUUUCAACCGCGAAAGUGGUACAUGAUUGCGGUGGUGUACAUAUACAACAGGUGGACAAAGAGCGAAAUCAAGUGCUUAGUUAAUGGUCAGUUAGCUUCUAGUACAGAAAUGACGUGGUUCGUGUCGACAAAUGAUCCUUUUGAUAAAUGCUACAUCGGCGCUACACCAGAACUGGACGAGGAGCGUGUUUUCUGUGGUCAGAUGAGUGCCAUUUACCUUUUCAGUGAGGCUCUGACGACGCAUCAAAUUUGCGCAAUGCAUAGGCUAGGACCGGGUUACAAGAGUCAGUUUCGGUUUGACAACGAAUGCUACUUGAAUCUGCCUGACAAUCACAAAAGGGUGAGUCAAGAGCUGGAGCUCUCGAGCAUGAAGGACCAAAGUAUGCGACCCGUGCUUUAUGAUGGGAAGCUGUCCAAUGCAAUUGUGUUCAUGUAUAAUCCAGUAGCGACGGACUCGCAACUGUGUCUGCAGAGUGCACCGAAAGGAAACAUUUCUUACUUUGUACAUACUCCACACGCCUUGAUGUUGCAGGACGUCAAAGCUGUUAUCACACAUUCCAUACACAGUACGCUGAACUCAAUUGGAGGAAUCCAGGUGCUUUUUCCUUUAUUUUCACAAUUGGACAUGCCUUACGAUUGUGUUUCUCCAAAUGAUAUUCAAAGGGAUCCAGCCUUAUGUUCGAAAUUAUUGGGGUUCAUUUGUGACAUGAUGGAAAGUUCACAAACAGUUCAACAGCAAAUGGUUUUAAACAGAGGAUUUGCUGUAAUUAGUUACAUGCUUCAAAGAGCGAGCAGAGAGCAUUUGACGAUAGAUGUUCUCACUUCGUUUUUGGAGCUUACGAAACACCUUGUUACGUGUCUCAGUGCGAAUAGUGAUUUGCUGUUGAAACAGAUGGUUUAUUUUUCAUUCCUAACAUGGCAGCUGUUGGAUCACGUCCUCUUUAACCCGGCUUUGUGGAUAUACACUCCAGCUCCAGUCCAAAUUCGACUCUACUCUUACCUUGCUACGGAAUUCCUUAGCGACACUCAAAUCUAUUCGAAUGUGAGGCGAGUGUCCACGGUUAUGCAGACUGUUCACUCCCUCAAAUACUACUACUGGGUUGUUAAUCCAAGGUCCAAGAGUGGCAUUACUCCAAAAGGACUCGAUGGAACACGACCACCACAAAAGGAUAUUUUAACAAUACGAUCGUACAUCCUGUUAUUUCUGAAGCAACUCAUUAUGAUAGGACAUGGUGUGAAAGAGGAUGAAAUUCAAACUGUUCUCAAUUAUCUCACGACAAUGCACGAGGAUGAAAAUCUGCACGAUGUUUUGCAAAUGCUUAUUACAAUGGUUUCUGAAUAUCCUUCGUCUCUAGUGCCAGCUUUCGAUUCCAAACACGGUGUCAGGACAGUCUUUAAGCUACUGGCAGCAGAAAGUCAAUUAAUACGACUUCAAGCACUCAAGUUAUUAGGUUUCUUUCUUAGUCGCAGCACUCACAAAAGAAAAUACGAUGUGAUGAUUCCGUACAAUUUGCACUCACUUCUUGCGGAAAGAUUAAUGUUGAAUGAAGAGACGCUUUCUUUACCAACGUACAAUGUUUUAUACGAGAUCCUGACAGACAAUAUUAGUCAACAAAUAUUGUAUACGAGGCAUCCGGAGCCAGAAUCACAUCAUCGAAUAGAGAGUGCAAACAUUCUCAAAGUAGUGGCAACAUUAAUUCGGCAAUCGAAGCGAACUGAACAACUGCUGGAUGUGAAGAAACUGUUUCUCUCUGAUAUGACGCUUCUUUGCAACAAUAAUCGAGAAAAUCGACGAACCGUCUUACAAAUGUCAGUGUGGCAAGAGUGGCUGAUAGCGAUGGCUUACAUUCAUCCGAAAAAUACAGAAGAGCAGAAAAUAUCAGACAUGGUGUACUCCUUGUUUCGAAUGCUCCUUCAUCACGCCAUCAAAUAUGAAUACGGAGGAUGGCGCGUUUGGGUCGACACUCUGGCCAUUGUUCAUUCCAAAGUUUCCUACGAAGAAUUUAAACUCCAAUUUGCUCAAAUGUACGAACAUUAUGAGAGGCAACGUUGCGACAAUAUAACGGAUCCCGAAUUGAGACAACAGAGGCCAAUAAGCACAAUUUCAGGUUGGGACCAACACCAUCCAGUGACGAAUGGCUACACGAAACCAACAACGUGGGUUAAUCAGCAACAGUUGGAAAUACAGCAUGUGAAUGAAUUCGAGCCCCCAGAAAGUAAUGAUCGAUUAGAGGAAUCGUGCAGCUGUGAUUUAAAUUCAAUAGACAACACAGAGAGCGACGGAAGUCCUGCACUCGUCAAAUCACGUAGUGAAACGGUCGACACCCAACAAUCCAGUGAAGUUGUUUCCCUUGAUUCUAGACUCAGCGACAAACCGGAAACACCGACAACGGCUCGACUGAACCACGUAGAGACUCUGGCAAUCUCGGAGAAUCAAAGUGGUCAGGUUUCGCCAGUGACGACGACGACGACGACGACGACGACAACUCAAGAGGUCAGUGUCACAGAAACCUCAACCGAAUGCUCCAGUGAAAAAGUAGAAAGCUCCAGUCCAGACUCGAUGAUACAUGAAACUCUGACUAAGGAUAAGGAAACAACCAGUCAAACCCAAGAUGCCGAUGUAUCCUCCACGACAAAGGACACCGACGACACAACAUCUGUUUCUCCUUUCGAAGAUGCCGAGGACAAGAAGGAAAAAGAGAAAAUUCAAGUCACAGAAGGGAGAGAAGCAGAAGCUGAAGAAAACGAUAACAGCAUUUCUGAAACAGAAGAUACAACAGAGGAGAAAGAAGCAAGAGAAGAGGAUCAAGAGAAAACUCCCGAAAACGAGAAGGAAGAACAGGAAAUUUCAGACAAAAGUGUCAUAGAGAAAGAAAAUACAGAACAGCCUGAAAAGUUAGCGCCGAAGGAAUUAAAUGAAGAAAGCGAAGUAGUCAGUGAAGAAGUCAACUCGGCGUUGGAGUCUCAAGAGGAUGCCGGUUUGACAGUAGAUCAAGAGUCCACUGUCAAAGAAGCAACUCACGAAAGUAAAGAGGAAAAAAAAGAAGAAGAAGUAGAAGAAGAAGAAGAAGAAGAAUUUGUAGAGGAAACAAUUUCAAAUGAAACGUCAACUGAAACGAACCAAGAGAAGGAAGAGAAAGAAGAGGUUGAACAGAAGAAGGAAGAGUGUUCGGAAACAAGUCUCAAUUGCUCAACUAGCGUAGUGAAAAGCGCCGAAAACUCUCAAGUAGAGAUUAAAGAAUUGGAAAUAUUAGAAAAUAGUGCGUUAAUUAGAGACGAGGGUGAAAGUGUUGUUAUAGAUAGUAGCAAGAAGGAGGAUCUCGAGGAAGAGUCAAACAAAGCAGAAUCAAGCGAGCCGUCCAAUAUUUCUACUAGCUUAAGUGAUAAUGCGAACCUUCCAGUGAGGACUAACGACGAGGAAGUAACGGAUAGUGUUUGUAAAAAUAGCAAUGUUCAAACUUGUGUAGAUAAUGUGAUGCAAGUGCCAAAUUCAACGCAGCAAAUUCCAACAGUACCUACAGUCUGUGAUGAUGUAACUACAAGUUUACAAGACGGUGUGCCUGAAAACGUUAGUUCUAAUGUGAUUGCAAGAGACAAUCCGUUACCAAAUGGCUCAAGUUCACCACACGAGGAACACGUCAAACGAAAAACGAGUUUAUCGAAUAUACAAAUUUCCGAGGAAAAUUUAGAAUCUGCUGCUAGUGAACACUCCGCCCUGUCAGCGUCCCACAAAUCGCAAUCGCCUCAGAAACGACCAAGGAGUGCCUCGACUUCCACGCAAGUCGAUCCAAAUCAAUUCGAUUCAAAUAGAGCAGUAGCAGCAGCCGCAGUGGCAGCAGCUGCUGCAAGACAAGCAACAAAUCCUUCCACGAGACCCAUGUUCAGUCCAGGGCCAACGCGACCGCCUUUCAGGAUACCAGAAUUCAAGUGGUCUUAUAUACAUCAAAGACUAUUAUCGGACGUUUUAUUUUCACUCGAAACUGAUAUUCAGGUUUGGAGGAGUCAUUCGACCAAAUCAGUUCUCGACUUUGUCAACAGUAGCGACAAUGCGAUAUUUGUGGUUAACACGGUGCAUCUGAUCUCUCAACUUUCUGACAAUCUUAUUAUGGCCUGCGGUGGGUUGUUGCCUCUUUUAGCUUCUGCAACUUCACCAAACAGCGAACUGGAUGUAAUUGAACCAACUCAGGGUAUGCCAAUCGAAGUGGCAGUAUCUUUUCUUCAAAGGCUAGUCAAUAUGGCUGAUGUACUUAUUUUUGCGAGUUCGUUGAACUUUGCUGAUUUGGAAGCUGACAAAAAUAUGUCCAGUGGUGGAAUUUUGAGACAGUGUCUGCGUCUGGUCUGUACAUGUGCCGUUAGAAACUGCUUAGAGUGUAAAGAGCGUGGCAGAACGUACAGCAUGUUAGGUCGACAGAUUGGUUCUAGUAAUAAAUCACAGCACAUACAAUCACUUAUUCGAGGAAUUCAAAUGUCACCAAAGAAUAUCGUGGAUAAUUUAGCGAGUCAAUUGAGUCCUGUCAAGGAUCCAGAGAAACUUCUUCAGGACAUGGACGUCAAUCGAUUGCGAGCAGUAGUUUACAGAGAUGUCGAAGAAACCAAGCAGGCACAGUUUCUGUCUCUGUCUAUAGUUUACUUCAUCUCUGUAUUAAUGGUUUCAAAGUAUCGAGAUAUUUUGGAACCACCAGUGACACCGCGACCACCUAGUCCUGUAAAAAUGAUUCAAACAAAUGGGACAAAUCUUCGACCUGCAAGUCCAACAGCGGAUGGAAAUGGUGGUGGAGACGGGCGGCCUCUAUUUCCACAAUGGUCUCACCACGUACACCCUCAGUUCCUUCCGGGGUCACACCCCAACGCCAAUGCCAAUGCCAAUGUCAAUGCCAAUGCCAAUGCCAACCACCACAUCAGCCAGCACCACCACCAGCACCCGCUACCAGCUGCCAGGCACCCUAACAAUCGCCAACUUUCCAACUAUUGUCUCUCGAACCAUCAUAAUAACCAUCACAACCAUUAUCCAAAUAACUUUAACUACCAUCGGUAUCACUAUCAUCACCACAAUAACAACAAUCACCAUCACGCGCUUCAAAACCAUAUCGAUCAGCCCCGAAAUGUCUAUCAUAAUAAUUCUGGUGUUGGUCUGCAAGGAAGUGGUCGAGUAAGCCAUUCGGAGUCACAAGACGAUGGCGAGUAUGAGGUUAUAGUAGUCGACGAAAAUAAUUCAUCAAUUUUGGCUGAUCACGACGUUCCUUCCUCCGGCCCCCCCUCGACAAAGGCUGGUCCUAGGCCACGGAAUAUUCGCGAAGAUUACACCUCGACAGAAACCUCUCUUGGCACUUCUGCGGGAUCCGAACUUCUGCCCCGAAAUCCGCAGAGCAACGAUUCGAGUGAAGAAAACGGACAUCGAAGUAACAUUACUGGCGACCCCAGUCUAUCAGAAGUGACGACCGAUAACGAAAACAAGCAAAAUUCAUCCGAGGAAGCUUGGACUGAUGUGAACUUGAACGAGGACGGAGACACAGUGCCAAUAACAAAUCAAAGAAAUGGAACUAGAAACGUUAAUAACAUCUCGCGUUCUCACGGUGAACUUGCUGACAGUGAGGGAGAGGUUAUUGACAGAGAAACAUUUUCCAACGCAGAGCGAGGGGAAAAGCCAGUAACAGAAAUUUCAGUGGUCCGAGUUCCUGAUCAUUUAAUGGUGACGCCGUCAGCUCCAAGAUCCGAUGAUUUACCAAUUAAAGGACUUGUUGAUCACAUUCCAGUUCCAACGCCGACACGAGAAGCGUCAUUAACUCAACAGUUGGAAACAGCUUUGGGAUCUGUGUGUCCACUUCUUCGCGAAAUAAUGGUUGAUUUUGCACCUUUUUUAUCAAAAACACUCAUUGGAUCGCAUGGCCAAGAUUUACUUAUGGAAGGAAAAGGGUUAACGACAUUUAAAAAUAGUAAUUCAGUUGUAGAGCUUGUGAUGUUGUUAUGCUCCCAGGAAUGGCAAAAUUCUUUACAGAAAAAUGCUGGACUUGCAUUCAUUGAACUUAUAAAUGAAGGAAGACUGCUGUCAUGUGCAAUGAAAGAGCAUAUAGUAAGAGUUUCCAAUGAAGCGGAAUUCAUCCUAAAUAGAAUGCGAGCUGAAGAUGUUUUAAGGCAUGCUGAAUUUGAGUCUCAUUGUGCACAAACCUUAUUGGAUCGACGGGAAGAGGAGAGAAAGUGUGACCAUUUGAUAACGGCUUCGCGAAGACGAGAUAAUGUAAUGGCUAGUCGAAUUUUAGAAAAAGUUCGUAAUAUUCUUACAAAUAAACAUGGUGCUUGGGGUUACAUGGAUCCAAUGGCUGCCAAGUUGACAGAGUAUUGGAAAUUGGAUACCUGGGAAGACGAUACUCGUCGGCGGAGACGUUUCGUGCACAAUCCUCUGGGCUCUAGUCAUCCCGAAGCAACACUCAAAGCUGCCUUGGAACAUGGAGCACCGGAAGACGCUAUUCUCCAAGCACGCGAAGAGUUUCAUGCUCACCUAGCUGCUUCGCGUGCCUAUCAACAACAACUACAAUCGCCAGAUCUUUUGGACGAUAAUGAACUUUUAGUCGACGACAGGGACUUGGAUAAUGAUCUCACUGGUCCUGUGAAUAUUACAGCAAAGGCGAAGCUCAUUGCGCCCGGAAUCGUAGCACCAGGUGUCAUGUCAAUAACAUCCACGGAGCUGUAUUUUGAAGUAGACGAAGACGACGUCGAGUAUAUGAAAAUGGACAAUGAGAUACUAAAGUACUGCGAUCAUUUGCAUGGAAAAUGGUAUUUUUCCGAAAUCCGCGCCAUCUUUACACGAUCUUACCUCCUGCAAAAUGUUGGAAUAGAGAUUUUUCUUUCCAGCAGAUCCUCAAUUUUCUUUGCCCUCCCGGAUCAAGCGACAGUAAAAAAGGUGAUCAAGGCGCUACCGCGAACCGGUGUGGGUGUCAAGUAUGGGAUUCCGCAGACUAGAAGAGCUUCCUUAAUGACACCACGUCAAAUGUUCAGAAUGUCAAACAUGACCGCAAGGUGGCAACGUCGGGAAGUUUCCAAUUUUGAGUACCUCAUGUUCCUCAACACUUUAGCAGGGCGAACUUACAAUGAUCUCAACCAGUACCCAGUGUUCCCUUGGAUUCUUUCGAAUUAUGAAACAAAGGAACUUGACCUCACAUUGCCAAGCAAUUAUCGAGACUUAUCCAAGCCUAUUGGUGCCCUGAACCCUAGCAGAAAAGCCUAUUUUGAGGAGCGUUUCCAAAGUUGGGAACAUGAGAGCAUACCGCCCUUCCAUUAUGGCACUCACUACUCCACUGCAGCCUUCGUUCUCAACUGGCUCAUCCGAGUGGAACCGAUGACUACAUUCUUUUUAGCUCUACAAGGAGGAAAAUUUGAUCACCCUAAUAGGCUGUUUUCUUCAAUCGCUUUAUCGUGGAAAAAUUGUCAACGAGAUACUUCUGACGUCAAGGAAUUGAUUCCGGAAUUUUUCUUUCUUCCCGAAAUAUUUGUCAACACUAACCGUUAUCGCUUAGGUGUUCAAGAAGAUGGUAGUUCUGUUGGAGAUGUACAACUACCUCCUUGGGCAACGUCUCCGGAGGAAUUUGUUCGCAUAAAUCGAAUGGCCCUUGAAUCUGAAUUCGUCUCGUCACAACUUCAUCAAUGGAUAGAUUUAAUUUUUGGAUACAAGCAGAGAGGACCAGAAGCUGUAAGAGCAACCAAUGUUUUUUAUUACUUGACCUAUGAAGGGAGUGUUGACUUGGAAACAAUUACGGAUGCCAUAAUGAAAGAAGCUAUAGAAAAUCAAAUUCGAAACUUUGGACAAACACCAUCGCAGCUUCUCUUGGAGCCUCACCCGCCGAGAAACUCCGCUAUGCAUGCAACUCCAAUGAUGUUCAACAGCAUCCCAGACGAUGUUUGCAUGACUGCCAAGUUUCCUUCAAAUUCUCCAAUUUGCCACAUUUCAGCAAAUACACUUCCACAAGUUCCUAAUCCAUGCAUUGUUACUAUAACAACUGGACAUCAAUUUGCCCUAAAUAGAUGGAACUUGAAUUAUACUGCUUCUGUACAAUCUCCAAGUUAUGCCGACAAUCCUCAAGUUCAAGUUGUCCAUCAACCAUUUCAAAUGGAUCCAAUGUUGUCACAAGCAACAAACAGUUCAAAUGUUGCUCUGCGACGGCAUCUAGGCGACAACUUUAGCCAAAAAGUGAAAAUUAGAAGCAAUUGCUUCAUAACGACCAUCGACAGUCGGUUUAUAGUAGCUUGUGGCUUUUGGGACAACAGUUUUCGCGUUUUCUCAACUGAAACAGCGAAAAUUGUUCAGAUAAUUUUCGGUCACUAUGGAGUGGUGACAUGCUUAACACGAAGUGACUUGAAUGCAAUGACAGACUGCUACAUUGCUUCCGGAAGUGCUGAUUGCACUGUUCUUCUGUGGCACUGGAAUGCAAGAACACAAACCAUUGUUGGAGAAGGAGAAACCCCUGCACCACGAGCUACUCUCACUGGUCACGAGCAACCUGUGACUGCAGUUGCCAUCUCUGUAGAGCUUGGACUUGUGGUUUCUGGCUCUCACUAUGGUCCAGUGCUAGUUCAUACAACUUUUGGAGAUCUUCUAAGAUCUCUAGAGGCUCCAAAUGGCUUUUCGUCUCCAGAAAAUUUGGCAAUAAGUCGUGAAGGCUUAGUUGUCAUCAAUUAUGAACGAGGACAUAUUGCUGCCUUUACCAUAAAUGGAAAACGUUUGCGAUAUGAAUCACACAAUGAUAAUCUACAAUGCUUGAUUAUGAGUAGAGAUGGAGAAUACAUGAUGACUGCCGGAGAUAAAGGAAUCGUUGAAGUAUGGCGAACUUUCAAUCUCGCUCUACUUUAUGCCUUUCCAUCAUGUGAGAGUAGUGUGAGAUCUUUGGCGCUUUCUUAUGAUCAAAGAUUUCUCUUGGCAGGAUUAGCGAAUGGUUCUAUCGUAAUAUUCCACAUCGAUUUCAACAGAUGGCAUCAUGAGUAUCAGGAUCGUUACUGAAAUUAUUACUUUCCUUGGAGAUAAAUGAAAAGUUGGGUUUAUAGAUACAUCAAUGACAAGCCAAGAAUUUCUUCAAUUAAACAAAUAAGUUCAGAUCUCUGCGCAAAGAGACAAUUUUCUCUUAAUAUGUACUUAAUGAUGAGGUAGCACUCGAGAAAAAAUUGCUAUAGUUGCUUUUCUUUUAUAUAUAAAGAGUAAAAAACCGAUGAGGGUAUAAUGGAGAAAAAUAUUGAAAGAAAAGAUUCAGGUAAUGUGUAGAAAAUUAAAUACUGCAGGAUGCCCAUCACUUUGGGAAAGGAGGACAAAUCAAAGAAUUUGAAAAGAAUAGAAAAUGCAAGAAUUGCAUGAUAGUUUUUUAGAGCAGGUAGUCAAAACAUGGCAUUGAAUUUGCUAUUAAUGAAAAUAUCAGAAAGCUAAAAUCAUUUUUCACUCUUGAUUUAAAAAUAUCCCUUAAAAAAAUGAUAAAAUUGAAAUAUUAUAAUAAUACAUUGCUUACUUUUUAGAACAAAUUUUAUUCCCAUUUUGGUCAAAAAAAAAUGUGAUGACAAAAGUAGAAAGAAGAAUUCGUUUGUGUAGGAAAAAAUGAAGAAUUGUAAAAGAAAAAUAUUUGGUGGGCAUCCUGUACAAGCAGAAGACUAGUCAAUUAUGGAGACUUGAUUUUAGGAUGAGUAUUUGCAAUUUUUUCGUGCAUGCUCGCAGACAUUAACAAUUUUUAAAAACUGCGACCCAACUAACUGAUUGAGUCGCUGUAAAAUGAUGCCAAACUGUGCUUAACUUAUUUUUAUGUAGGUAAUUGAGUACGUUGGUUUUGACGAUAAAAUUGCUUAAUGCAUUCCAUGUAAAUAUUCAAUCUCCUUUCGUAUUCUGUACAUUGUAAUCAUAAUGCCUUCAAAGUAUAUUUGCACUGUUCCGCGCCAAUGCAAUAUUAUUGCUGCUCAUAGUAAGGUUUUGGCAAUUAAAAAAGCCUGAAGGGUAUAUUGAAAUGAACCAACAAAUACUUUUCAUUCAAGAAACAGUAUCCUGGAUUAACCCUUCCAAUUUCACAAACAAACAAACACACACACACACACACACACAUAUUAUAUAUAUAUACACAAAAUUCGCGUCCUUAAAAUGAUCCUAAUUUUAUCAAAGCCGUCCAGCUUAACUUUGUGAGGAUAUGUCUUAGUAUUUUCGCAUGCGAGACUUAAUAAUAAUAAUAAUAAUAAUAUAACGAAAAAUACACUUAUAAGCGAUAAAUUAGUAGAUAGAUACUUGACAUCUGGAUUAAGAGUAAGUAACGUAUUAUUAUAAGAUAACUAAGUAAAUGAAUAAUAUUGAAAUUUUUCCUUUUUGUCACUACUUUCGAAUGUGUGCGAAAAAAGUUGGUGAAAGAGAAAAAACAAGAUUGUACUUUUUUUCUAUUGUAAUUUUCUUCCCGCAUACUUUUAAAAGUGUAUUUAUAAUUAUUGACGACCUAUUAUAGACUAUUUAUCACAAUUUAUUUUAAUAAGCAAGAUCAAAAUCAUAGCAGUUUCUUCUACCACUUCAAUAUCGAAAACAGCCCCCAAUAUUAAUCAUUUCUCCUAUAGUGUAUUUUCACAUGUAUUACACAUGUGAUGGAAUCUUUCUUGAACUUGUAUACUUAUUUCCUCUAGUUUCAUUACUUUUGCUCAAAGUUGCCACCGUUUUAAUUUAUAUGUUAUAGAUAGAAAAGGCACCAUGACCAACUACUUGAACAACCUUUUGCAUUAAAUCAAUUAUAGAAGCCCAUAGUUUUUAUUUGCCUGCAUUGAAAUUUAAUAGACUGGAGAAUAAUGGGAUCUAUUAUAUAUUUUUCAAUCAUAUCUUGUCCAUCAUUAUCUUUUAUAUGAGGAUUGGUAUAACAAAUUAAACAUUGCUAAAUGUGUAAUUUGACAAUAUUAUACAAAAAAACAGCCUCCUUUGAUGUUGGCACUUGUUGAAGAGAAUAAAGCAGGUACUCUUAAGAAUAUUUCUGUAGGACUCGAUCCUCUUCAUCUGAUGAUGCUUCAGAGUCUUGUUUAAUUUGCACAAGGUUGUUUGGCUCCUCUAUUAUUAUUUCCUCUUUAUUCAUUUCUUGUUGUUCCUCUUGAACGCUUGAAUAUUGCCACAACAUUUUCUCUCCGAUUUCAUUUGAUUAUUAUCUUACCAAUAAGCUUUAUAUGUCUCUGAGAAAGAUAUUUGUUUAUCAAAUAAAGAUCCAGAAAAUAUAGCAGUUAUUCUUUUCUUUCCAUCUGUUUGUUGUAAACUUUGUCAACACAUAUUCAAUUACACAAUCAAUUGUACAAUUAUUAUUACUCUGAUGCAUGAAAUCAUUUGCCACAAUACAAGCAUCAUAUAUUUUUUAAAGAAAUUGUUAGACCAUAAUAUCUUUGGAGGGCGAGUGAAAAACGAUGAAAACUUUAUUAAUGAUAAGCCAUGUCCUGCUGUAUAUAUACAUAAUUUCCAUGAGUCUUGCUAGUUUAUGUGCAAGAAAGAAAUCAUCAAAUAUAAGAGCGAGUGUUUAUCAAAAGAUUGAAAACUAUCUUGUGAUUCAUUUGGAAUCAUUAUUUGCGAGUUUUUUUUAGGUUUUUAAGAGGAGUCUUUUUUUCUGUUUGUUCCCGUUUUUUUUGGGGGGGGGGGAACCAUUGUCGCUUUCUUUAUUCUCUUUUUUCUUUAAGGAUCCCAAUGACUAAUCAAGAUGAAUUGAUUAACAAGAGUUAAUUAAUCAUCAUUAUAAUACCUAUAGGUGGUAUUUAGUGUGGAAGUUUCAUUAAAACAUCUUAAAGAUUUUAACUAUUUCAACUAGUCGUCGAUUUAAAAUACACGUUAAAUUAAAACUUGAUUUGUCCCUCUUUGUAUAGAAAAACAUAUGCAUUUUAAUUAUAUCGUCUGCACGUAUCAAAUUCGAUAGACACACGACACGGCUUGCAAGAAUUAUAAUAUGAUAAAUUAUACAAAAUAUUGUACAUCGACUUUAAAUAAAAACUGCACCUUGUCUGCUGGCUGUAAUAAAUAUAAAUAAAUAUGUAUUUACCAACACUAUUAGAAACUGUUCUUUAUAAUAUAAUUCAAUUCGCAUACUAUUAAUUAUUUGUCCGUAAAACGGAAAAAGUUUCCAAGUUGUGUUCCUUUCAAUCUACACUAUAUAUAUAUACUAUUUAAAAGAACAGUCACUAAUAGUGAAAGUAUAUAGAGAAAAACAUUACUCACCGUAAGAAAGCUGAUAUAGAUGAAUGAAUUAGUAUUGAGGCGUGAUGUAAUGCUUUUACUUACGGUUUUGAGAUAUAUAAGUAUAAGUAGGUUCAAACAAAACAACUUCAAUAACAAGUUAUUCUUUUUUUCAAAAGAAAGAGUAAUGAAAAAUUAGGUAAUUACUAAUUUUCAAUUUUUAAUGCUAGAAUUAUAGUUUUCCAGAAUAUAAUUAACACGUGCAUUUGACCAAAAAAAGUCAAACUCAAUGAAAUAUAAAAGGUUGCAGAGCAAGUUUUAUUAAUAGUUUUUGCAAUUAUAAUAUUUAUUUAAAGAAAAAAGUCAAAAAACUAAAAAAAAAGAAACUGAAAAUUAGAUAUGCGUACGCAUUAAUUGUGUAAAAAUGUCGAGUUAUGUUGUAAUAAAAAAGUGCGUUCAAUGAGAGAGAGAGAGAGAGAGAGAGAGAGAGAGAGAGAAAA
Messenger RNA from Leptopilina heterotoma, 13639 nucleotides. RefSeq names its product neurobeachin (gene rg). The transcript has 53 exons. NCBI's taxonomy places the organism in Eukaryota, Metazoa, Arthropoda, Insecta, Hymenoptera, Figitidae. Gene Ontology annotation, cellular component: cytosol; membrane. Gene Ontology annotation, biological process: intracellular protein localization. The record is from RefSeq and is a predicted model, not a curated record. Gene Ontology annotation, molecular function: protein kinase binding. The coding region runs from base 132 to 9989 and encodes 3285 amino acids.